Molecule: messenger RNA, 1050 nt
Organism: Myxocyprinus asiaticus (Chinese sucker)
Lineage: Eukaryota; Metazoa; Chordata; Actinopteri; Cypriniformes; Catostomidae
Product: green-sensitive opsin-1
Exons: 5
Coding region: 1-1050 (349 amino acids)
Biological process (GO): phototransduction; visual perception; G protein-coupled receptor signaling pathway
Cellular component (GO): membrane; photoreceptor outer segment
Molecular function (GO): G protein-coupled receptor activity
Source: RefSeq, a predicted model, not a curated record
AUGAAUGGGACUGAGGGCAACAACUUCUACAUUCCUAUGUCAAACAGGACAGGGCUUGUGAGAAAUCCUUUUGAAUACACCCAGUACUAUUUAGCAGAACCAUGGAAAUUCAAGGCUUUGGCUUUCUACAUGUUUCUGCUGAUUAUUUUUGGAUUGCCUAUCAAUGUUCUGACUUUGGUAGUAACAGCUCAACAUAAGAAACUUCGACAGCCACUCAACUACAUUUUAGUGAACUUGGCUUUUGCUGGCACAAUUAUGGUCAUCUUUGGAUUUACGGUUUCUUUCUACUGCUCACUUGUGGGCUACUUGGCUCUAGGUCCCCUUGGGUGUGUAAUGGAGGGUUUUUUUGCAACAAUUGGAGGUCAAGUGUCUCUUUGGUCACUGGUGGUGCUGGCAGUUGAGAGGUACAUUGUGGUGUGUAAGCCAAUGGGGAGCUUCAAAUUCUCUUUGAACCAUGCAAUAGCAGGCAUUGUCUUCACAUGGGUCAUGGCUUGUAGCUGUGCAGUGCCCCCACUUUUGGGAUGGUCCAGGUAUAUUCCAGAGGGGAUGCAGACUUCAUGCGGACCGGAUUACUACACUUUGAAUCCAGAAUAUAAUAAUGAAUCUUACGUCAUUUACAUGUUCAGCUGCCAUUUCUGCAUACCUGUAACCACAAUUUUCUUUACCUACGGCAGUCUGGUCUGCACAGUAAAGGCUGCAGCAGCCCAACAGCAGGACUCAGCCUCCACCCAGAAGGCAGAAAAGGAAGUGACACGUAUGGUCAUCCUGAUGGUUUUGGGCUUCCUGCUGGCUUGGGUUCCCUAUGCUAGCUUUGCUGCCUGGAUAUUUUUCAAUAGGGGGGCUGCCUUCUCUGCACAAGCCCUGGCAGUGCCAGCCUUUUUCUCCAAGACCUCAGCCCUGUUUAACCCUUUCAUCUAUGUGCUGCUCAACAAACAGUUCCGUAGCUGCAUGCUGAACACCCUGUUCUGUGGCAAGAGCCCUCUUGGUGACGAGGAGUCCUCAUCUGUGUCAACAAGCAAAACAGAAGUGUCCUCUGUGUCUCCUGCAUAG